AUGAAGAAUCGUGAAUUCCAGCUCUUUUCCGAGCUGCCACCCGAGAUUCGCGCCUGCAUCUGGCGCCACGCCAUUGAGCCACGCAUCGUGCCUGUGACGUGCUGGGUUGGCAACCAGCGCGCCGAGGCCAUCAACACCUCACGGGCGACGCACGGUCCGGGAUGGGAAUCCGAUUCAGCCGCGGUGCGUCGCCGUCGCCAGAAUCAAAAGGACCCUACGACCAUGACGCAACUGCCACUGGAGCUGUAUGCCGUGGCCCUUCACAAGCCGCCCGUGCUGGACGUCUGUCGAGAGACGCGUUCCAUUGGACUGUACGAACCGAUGAUUUUGACGCCCGGGAGCAGUGCCUCAUAUGCAUGGGUCAAUUACCAUGCAGAUGUCAUCUAUCUACAGGAUGACCAAGAGCCGUACACUCGAUUUCGAAACUGCGGGCAUCUAGUGCGACGCCUACGCAUCUGCGCCGACCCGAGCGACGAGUACUGGUUCUACAACCAAUCCGCAACGCUCAAGUCUACGUUUUGCCAGCUUGCAGAGUGCUUUGUCGUUAUGGGUACAGAUGCGCGUAUCUGGGACUGGAAAUGUUACGAUUACCAAAAAUGGUUUUCGUGCCCUCCGGAUAAUAUUCAUCUAAUUGAUGAAGAAAACGGCGAGCAAAUGACGUAUGGAGAGCUGCUUCGAAUGUCUGACGAGGACUUGAAGAAAUGGGCAAUUUCAGCAAGCAGAUACGCGGAUGAGUCAUGA
This is a messenger RNA of Beauveria bassiana ARSEF 2860, 741 nucleotides long. RefSeq lists its product as uncharacterized. The record is from RefSeq and is a predicted model, not a curated record. NCBI's taxonomy places the organism in Eukaryota, Fungi, Ascomycota, Sordariomycetes, Hypocreales, Cordycipitaceae. The coding region runs from base 1 to 741 and encodes 246 amino acids. The transcript has a single exon.